AUGUCAACUUCUCUGCUCGUUCGAGCAGCUACUGCGAUAUUCAUUCCAGCAGAGCUGACCGGAGGAAUUAUCAUCGCGAAUACACCAGCAGAAGAACAGCAAUCCAACCUCAUUGAGCUCCGGGAUUCCAUCCCAGCUCCCGCAAAGUUGCUGAAGAGAGACGCCGAUGCAACAACUAGUACUGCUGCACCGUCCCCUACACAACCCGGACUCAUCUCAACCUGCAAUUCCUAUUACCUCGUUAAACAAGGAGACUACUGCUCUACUAUUAUAUCUAAAUUCAACAACUUUACACUAAGUCAAUUCUAUACUUGGAACCAUGCCGUCAAGUCAGACUGUUCUCAGUUGUUAGCUGGAUAUUAUGUCUGUAUAGGAGUCUCUCGAUGCUCUUCUAAAGCAUCCGAGCUUCAGGCAAGGGCAGAUCCUACUCCUACUCCAACACAGUCCGGAAUUGCAAGUAACUGCAAUAACUACUAUGAAGUUGUUUCGGGUGACACCUGUAUUGGCAUUGCUAGCCGUUACGGUGUCACUUUCUCCCAGUUCUAUAACUGGAAUCCAGCCGUGGGCUCGAACUGUCAGCUUCUUCUGGAGGGUUACUACGUCUGUGUUGGAGUUUCACCAACAAUGCCUUCGCCAACUCAACCCGGAGUCACCUCGGAUUGCAUACAGUAUUACGAGGCGCGAUCAGGAGAUACCUGCGUUUCGAUUGUGCAGAAGUAUAGUUCCUAUCUGACGCUUUCACUGUUUGAAAGUUGGAAUCCUGCGGUGGGUAAUGAUUGUACAGAACUUUUGGUGGGAUACUGGUAUUGCGUGGCGACGAAGAGUGUGCAUGGAUGA
This is a messenger RNA of Talaromyces stipitatus ATCC 10500, 837 nucleotides long. Its product is annotated as LysM domain protein, putative. The record is from RefSeq and is a predicted model, not a curated record. The transcript has 5 exons. The coding region runs from base 1 to 837 and encodes 278 amino acids. Lineage: Eukaryota; Fungi; Ascomycota; Eurotiomycetes; Eurotiales; Trichocomaceae.